This is a messenger RNA of Schizophyllum commune H4-8, 1245 nucleotides long. RefSeq lists its product as uncharacterized. Gene Ontology annotation, molecular function: DNA binding. The coding region runs from base 1 to 1245 and encodes 414 amino acids. NCBI's taxonomy places the organism in Eukaryota, Fungi, Basidiomycota, Agaricomycetes, Agaricales, Schizophyllaceae. The record is from RefSeq and is a predicted model, not a curated record. The transcript has 3 exons. Gene Ontology annotation, cellular component: nucleus.
AUGGUACGGCAGGCAAGGGCGGACGCGUUGGCGGGUGGCACCAAGGCCAAGAACGCUUUUGCGGCACUGAUGAAGGGGAAGGCAGCCGACGAGGAGCCGCCUGCGGACGAUGCCUCGCCGGCUGCAGACGCUGCCUCGCCGCCGCCUGCUUCCAAAGAGAAUGGCGCAACGUUCCGGCAGUCGCUCAUCCUUCUGGAAGAGGUCGACAUCCUGUUCAAGGAGGACACGAAUUUUUGGCCCUCCCUCGUCACGUUCAUCAAGUCGAGCCGGCGCCCAGUGGUGUUGACGUGCAACGACCUAUCGAUCGUGCCUUUGUGGGCCUACGACAUCCCCCUGCAACAUGUCCUGCAUUUCUCGCGCUGCCCAGCCCCGCUAGCGACUUCUCUCUUGCAAUCUCUGUGCUACAAACACGCGCGCCUGGUGCCGCGUGAAGACAUCGCGCGCUUCUGCGACUCCCGGUUCGACGCCGAGGACACGCGAGCGGCUUCUGGCUGUGAUCUGCGGCAUGCGAUCAACGCGCUGCAGCUGCAUUGCACGACGCGUGCGGGGGGGAGGAAGAGGGAGGAAGAAGAGGAGCUGGAUGUGUUGAAUUGGGAGGAUUCGGAGGAAUCUGGUGGGGGAGACCCGGUCGUUGCGGCGGCUGCUCGCUCGGUGCAUAGGCGGCGGCAGGCGGUGCACUCUGAAUUGCUGUCAUUCAUGGAUGCGCAUGCGUGCAUUCGCAGUUUGGGACAGAUUGACCCCUGGGCUCGUAGCGCGCCUGCCGACGAUGAUGAGCUGGGGCACCAGGUGCUCUUCGACCUGCCGUCGUACCCCGACGUGGACGUCGCCUUCCGCGACCGCGUGGGCGAGCUCGCGGCCACGGCGGCACGUUUGUCUGCACGCGCCGCACGUGGGCCAGGCGUGGAUGUGCCGCCGUCAUCGCCGCCACGUCCGCGCGCAUGUUACGGUGCGCGUGCGCUGUUCCGCGCUCGCGUGGAGAACGCGGAGCGCGUCGCUCGACUGCGUGGCAUCCCCGUGCUCGCUAGUGCCGGCGGGGAUGAGGCACUGUUCCUUGAUUACCUGCCAUAUGUGCGCCAUAUGGCUGCCACGGACGACGCGCUGGAGAGGCUCGCGAUGAGCGGCGCUGGCGGCGGCGUCGCGCGCGGGCGAACGACGAGGAACAGCCUGCGCGCGCAAUAUGUUCGGACGGUGGAUCUGACGGAGGGGCAACGGGAAGCGCUGGCAGCUACUGCGCUCGUGGGAUAG